AUGGGUUCCCACCAAGACUUCAUCCUCGUCCCCUCCCAAAGUGCCACUUCUGCCUUUUCUCUCUGCUCCAUUUCCCUCUUCCCUGACCAACCCUCUGCUGCUCCUCAGCAACAAGCCCCCUCCUCCUCCUCCUUCAACGCCAUCUACUCCCGCAUCUUCAACCUCCUGAACGCCAAUAUUCUCUCCGCCCGCGCCUUCUCCAACACCGCCACAUCCAAGUACCAAGAAUGGUGCUAUGGCGUAACCGCCCAUCUGCUUUCCUUCGCCGCCGCCAACUCUCGCGCUGCAACCGCGCUGGAGAUUGCAAAGAUGAAGUACCACCACGGUAACUUUGCAGCAGCGGUGGAAGCAGCAGAGAUGGAGCUUAGGGAGAAGAGGGAGUUGCUUGCUUGGUUCUUGGGGUGGGCGGGCCAGAGACAGGGGGUUAGUGAGGAUUGCUUGUGGGAGUUUUGGUGGUGGGUUCAGGAGCCGCAAGAGCGGGCAGUGUCGCUGAGAGAUCAGGGGCAGAGAGGGCAAGAGGGGGAAGAGCAUGACUGGGCUGAGAUCAAUCAGGAGAUAGAGGAACAGAGGUCUGAACGGCAGCAGGAGGAGGAGGAGGAGGAGGAGGAGGAGCAAGAAUCGGGUCCCCGGGCCCAAAAUACUGGGGUUGUUUCAGGAGUUGCUUCCUCUGCUGCUUCCUCUACCUCAUCUGCUUCCUCUGCCUCUUCUGCUUCCUCCGCCUCCUCCGCCUCCUCCGCCUCCUCUACUCUCUCCUCCUACCCUGUGCCCCUCGACUACACCGCCCUCCUCGCCGACCUCCACCGCCCAGACCGCGACACCAUCACCGAGCAAGAAGCAUCUGCCACCUGGCACAAUCUACACGCCUAG
This is a messenger RNA of Aureobasidium namibiae CBS 147.97, 867 nucleotides long. RefSeq lists its product as uncharacterized. The coding region runs from base 1 to 867 and encodes 288 amino acids. Lineage: Eukaryota; Fungi; Ascomycota; Dothideomycetes; Dothideales; Saccotheciaceae. The record is from RefSeq and is a predicted model, not a curated record. The transcript has a single exon.